Molecule: messenger RNA, 747 nt
Organism: Arctia plantaginis
Lineage: Eukaryota; Metazoa; Arthropoda; Insecta; Lepidoptera; Erebidae
Source: the annotation of a GenBank genome assembly
AUGGAAAAUGACCCUAGCAAAAAAGAGUCGAAGGGGAAGAGGAUAUUCAAAAAAGCAAUACGUCGCAACAGUAAAUCCAACAGCGGUAGUCAAAACUCUGCGCUAGAAGUAGGUAUCGGCGUGUCACGUUCGAAAAGCUUCGAGAAUAAGCAUCAGUCUCUUGAGAUCAAUGACAGUACGCCGCUGCCAAAACCUGAUGGCACCAAAGAAAUUUUAGAGCCCUCGGCGAAGUCGAAAGUAGAUGACAAAGCAGCAGAUCACAAUCAAGAGUCAGCUCCCACCGUGGAAUCUAAUGGCAGGAAAAGCGUGGAUAUACAAGAAAAUCGCAACCAACUAAUCGGUAUAUCGCCCUCUGCGUCUAAGAAGGAUGCCAAACAAAUAUUAUCUCCUCCGAAGCUUGAGAUUAAAGAUCAGCGUCCCUCGGAGGCGGACGGUGUCAAAAAGAAUUUAAAACGGAAAUUUGAAGAGGAGAGUGGAGCAGGCACGAGUGGGGCGAGUACCGGAACGUCAGACACUGACGCCGACGACAAAGACCCCAGUAAGGACAAAAAGAAAAAGAAUAGGUGCGCCGUUUGCCGUAAGAAGGUUGGACUAACAGGGUUCGAGUGCCGCUGCGGAGGGCUGUUCUGCGCAGUGCACCGGUACAGUGACAAGCACGACUGCUCGUUCGACUACCGGGAACUCGGCGCGCAGGAGAUCCGCCGCAACAAUCCUGUCGUCGUCUCGCAGAAGAUUCACAAGAUAUGA